This is a messenger RNA of Yamadazyma tenuis ATCC 10573, 1627 nucleotides long. The record is from RefSeq and is a predicted model, not a curated record. NCBI's taxonomy places the organism in Eukaryota, Fungi, Ascomycota, Pichiomycetes, Serinales, Debaryomycetaceae.
UUUUUGUGUUUCAGUGUCACUUCAACCGUGUAUUGUUGCUCUGCAAUUGGUUUUAUCCCUGAACAGGAAUACCGUGCCUGUCUUGAUAAGAGGUAUCCAUUUAGGUGAUAUCGCUAUGUGGCUUUCCAAUUUCGGUUAACUCAGGGUUUUUGGUGCACUCACUUACCCCUGAGCAGCCGGGAUUCGUCGCUGGUGGCAUCUUGGCCAAUGGGCCUACAUUUACGCACCCGCGCCGUAUUUUUGUGUCUCGCUCGUGCUGUUCCCCCAACCCGCGAAAAAUGCGAAACCACCGAAUUUGUCACCUCGAGCUCCACCAUGGAUGAUACAAUUAGGUCGUUGAUACGAUUCGUUGUGCGAGGCUUCUACUCCAAGGAGUAUAUUCUAAUUGUGGAUGCCGUGUUGAUCCACUCGGUGUUGUCCGAAGAUGACCUUAUUUAUCUUUUGGGAAUCCAGCGGAAAGAGCUUCGUAUGUUCUGCAACAAGUUGGUGGAUGAUAGGUUACUAGGGGCUCAGUACCAAAAAGAAGAGAAUCCCCAACUGCGGCAGAUUUCAAGAACCUACUACUAUAUUCACAUCACCGAGGCGGUUGAUUCAAUCAAAUGGCGAGCCCAUUUUGUCGUGAAUAAAAUCAAACAGGAAAUGAACCAGUUUGGUAAUCCCCAUGGGUACAUCUGUAAGCGAUGUACCAAGAAGUUCAGUCAAUUGGAUGCCAUUGCGUUGUUGAGCUCUGACAGAUCCCUGUUUGUAUGUGAUAACUGUGGGUUUAGCUUGGUGGAAGAUGAUUCUAAUGAACAGGCAUCGAUAAAGCAAGAGUCGCUAGAAAAGCUACGGACCCAAAUUGACCCUAUCAUUGACUUUUUGAAGAAAAUUGAUGAGUCUGUGGUUGAAGAUAAUACAUUCGAAGCAGCAUUGGUCAAUGCCAUUCCUGCUCAAUCUUCUUCUUUGGGUUCGUACUCGUUACCUUCGAGAUUCAAGAACUCGAAAUUGACAGCAAACUCGACCGCCAACUUGAAAUCACAGGCUGCAACCUUACAUGUUUCUAUCACUGCCGUCGAUGAAAAUGAAGAUAAAGAAAGACAAAUUAGAGAAGAAAAGAUCCAGAAGAUCCAACAAAAUGCGUUACCAGCCUGGCAUUCUGCCUCUACUGUGGGAAAGGAGACCCCUUCGGCCAAUCAGACCCCCGAACCACCAUCUUUCAAAUCGGAACCCGAAAUCGCUUCUGCUUCUGGUCCCAUCAAAUCCGAAUUCGAGUCUUCCAGUGGUACUGCAGUUGCAGAUGAGACUCCAGCUCCGGUUGAGAUGUCUUCUGAAUUAAAGGACAAAGAGGCUCAAGAUGCAUUGACCGCCUAUUACGCCGAGUUGGCUGCAAGAGAGGCACAAGAUGACGAUGACGAAGAUGAAGACGAUGAAGAUGAUUUCGACGACCUUGAGGAUAUAUAAACAGCAUCGCAUCGAUUUACCAUAAAUAGCAUAUACAAAAUUCUGUGUUUUUUGUAAGGGAAGUACUGGGAGACUGUACUUUACAGGUUUACAAGGACUAUUCAACUGUUUCUAAUGCUACUUCCAUAUACUUUUCCUUCUCCUUUUCCUUUUCGUUUUAUCUCUUCACCCCACAUAAUGAGUCAAU